Lottia gigantea (owl limpet) is the source of this 2672-nucleotide messenger RNA. RefSeq lists its product as hypothetical. The annotation marks the transcript as partial. The record is from RefSeq and is a predicted model, not a curated record. NCBI's taxonomy places the organism in Eukaryota, Metazoa, Mollusca, Gastropoda, Lottiidae. The transcript is spliced from 12 exons.
AAUAUUGCCUUCAAAGUCGCAUCUUGUAGUGGAAGAAUACAGUAAAACCUUUACUGGUAUUAGAGUUGGUUGGUGGACAUAAAAAAUCACCAUGACUAAAGUUACAUUGGUCCUUCUGGUUAUAGGACUGAUUGUCGUAGUCUCUAUUCUUAAAGCUGAUGCCCAGAAGAAGACUACAAAGGUUGAAAAAUCAGGAUGGCAAUCGACUGGUGACGGACGAAGAAGGAGACGAGUGAAAAAAACCACCACAACAACAUCAAGUGGUAGAAGGUCUGGCGGUAGAAGGUCCGGUGGUGGAAGUAGACAGUCAACUAAGACGACUAAGUCAGAAUGGCAGUCUACUGGUGAUGGUCGAAGGAGGCGACGAGUUAAAAAAGUUACAACCACAAGAAAUUCUGGUAGCUCCAGAUCUGGUGGUUGGCGUAAGGGAAGAAAAGGCCGAAAGGGUAGAAAGGGCCGAAAGGGCCGAAAGGGUCGAAAAGGAAGAAAAGCCAGGAAAGGAAGAAAAGGAAGAAAAGGUAGAAAGGCAGAAAGAUCUGGAAGACGAUCCUCCAGAAACAGUUCUGUUGAGUAUGAAUACGAAUGGGAAACUUCAGGUCGAAGCUCAGGAGGAAGAAAGGGAAGGAAAGGUCGAAAGGGACGAAAAGGAAGAAAGGCAAGGAAAGGUCGAAAAGGCAGAAAGGGACGAAAAGGCAGAAAAGGCAGAAAGGGUCGAAAAGGUCGAAAGGCUAGGAAAGGCAGAAAAGGCAGAAAAGCAGGGAGAUCUGGAAGACAAUCUUCCAGAAGCAGUUCUGUUGAGUAUGAAUACGAAUGGGAAACUUCAGGUCGAAGAUCAGGAGGAAGAAAGGGAAGGAAAGGUCGAAAAGGACGAAAAGGAAGGAAGGCAAGGAAAGGUCGAAAGGGACGAAAAGCUAGAAAAGGCAGAAAGGGCCGAAAGGGAAGAAAGGCAAGGAAAGGUCGAAAGGGACGAAAAGCUAGAAAAGGCAGAAAGGGCCGAAAGGGAAGAAAGGCAAGGAAAGGUCGAAAAGGCAGAAAGGCCAGAAAAGGCCGAAAAGGUAGAAAGAUUAGGAAGGGACGAAAAGGCCGAAAAGGAAGGAAAGGUAGAAAAGGCCGAAGAGGCCGAAAGGGUCGAAAAGGAAGAAAGGCAAGGAAAGGCAGAAAAGGUAGAAAGGCAAGGAAAUCAGGAGGACGAUCUUCUAGCAGUAGUUCUGUUGAGUAUGAAUAUGAAUGGGAAUAUGCAGGUGGUAGAUCAGGAGGCAGAAAGGCUCGAAAAGGCCGAAAGGGACGAAAAGGUCGAAAAGGCAGAAAGGCUCGAAAAGGACGAAAGGGCAGAAAGAAUAGAAAAGAAAGAAAGGCAAGGAAAGGUCGAAAGGGUCGAAAAGGAAGAAAAGGCCGAAAGGGAAGAAAAGGCAGAAAAGGCAGGAAGGGCCGAAAAGUUUCCAGGAAAAAUCGAAAUUCCGGAGCCCGCCGAAGUGGAAGAAAUUCAAGUCGAUCUACAACAGUUGAAUAUGAGUGGGAAUAUGUAGAUGAUUCUGGUAGAAGAAGGAGAAACCGAAAAGGCAGAAAGGGUCGAAAAGGCAGGAAGGCUCGAAAAGGAAGAAAGGGUCGAAAAGGCAGGAAGGCUCGAAAAGGCAGAAAGGGUAGAAAAGGAAGAAAGGCUCGAAAAGGCAGAAAGGGCCGAAAAGGCAGAAAGGCUCGAAAAGGCAGAAAGGGUCGAAAAGGCAGAAAGGGUAGAAAAGGCAGGAAGGCUCGAAAAGGCAGAAAGGGUAGAAAAGGAAGAAAGGCUCGAAAAGGCAGAAAGGGCCGAAAAGGCAGGAAGGCUCGAAAAGGCAGAAAGGGCCGAAAGGGUAGAAAAGGAAGAAAAGCUCGAAGAGGCAGAAAGGGCCGAAAAGGCAGAAAGGGUCGAAAAGGCAGAAAGGCCCGAAAAGGAAGAAAGGGUAGAAAGGGCCGAAAAGGUAGAAAGGGUCGAAAAGGCAGGAGGGGUCGAAGCGGAAGGAAGGUUUCCAGGAAAAAUCGAAGAUCUGGAGCCAGCCGACGUAAUGGAAGAAACUCAAGAACAACUGUUGAAUAUGAAUGGGAAUAUGUAGAUGAUUCUGGUAGAAGAAGGGGAAAAGGUAAAGGCAGAAAGGGCCGAAAGGGUAGAAAAAUAAGGAAAAAGAGGAAGAGCAGAAAACCAAGAAGGAAAGGACGAAGAGGACGAAAACCUAGAAGGGGAAAAAAAGGCAGAAAGCCAAGAAAGGGGAGAAAAGGCAGAAAAGGCAGAAAAGGACGAAAGCCAAGAAAGGGACGAAAAGGACGAAAGCCAAGAAGAGGAAGAAAAGGCAGAAAAGGACGAAAAGGCAGAAAACCUAGAAGAGGAAGAAAAGGACGAAAAGGACGAAAACCAAGAAAAGGAAGAAAAGGAAGAAAAGGAAGAAAAGGCAGAAAAGGCAGAAAAGGGCGAAAGCCAAGAAGGGGAAGAAAAGGCAGAAAAGGACGAAAGCCAAGAAGAGGAAGAAAAGGACGAAAGCCAAGAAGAGGAAGAAAAGGAAGAAAAGGAAGAAAAGGACGAAAGCCAAGAAGGGGAAGAAAAGGCAGAAAAGGACGAAAGCCAAGAAGAGGAAGAAAAGGAAGAAAAGGACGAAAGCCUAGAAGAGGAAGAAAAGGCAGAAAAGGAAGAAAGCCAAGAAAAG